Messenger RNA from Epithele typhae, 1152 nucleotides. RefSeq lists its product as uncharacterized. Lineage: Eukaryota; Fungi; Basidiomycota; Agaricomycetes; Polyporales; Epitheliaceae. The record is from RefSeq and is a predicted model, not a curated record. Bases 1 to 1152 code for a protein of 383 amino acids. The transcript has 8 exons.
AUGCAGGGCAGCACCGUGGCAGCCUCUCUCUCUCUCUCUCCCGUCCCUUUCCUUCUCCCCCCCCCGCCAUGCAUACAGUCUCGCGGUGGGGACCCAGCCCCCGAACAUCCGGAGACAACGUCACCGUCGCGCGUCCCCCCACGUGCUAAGCGCCGCAAGGGGAAGUCAGUCAGCCGCUCGCCCAAGCCGCAUGCUAACACCGCGAAACAGCGCGCCAUUUCGAUCGACUCUGGGUCAAGCUCAGACGACUCAGAUGGGUCUCCUCCUCCAACCAAACCGAAGAUGUCAAAAACCGACAGGAAGGGCGGAGGCGGCAUCAAGAAGCGUGGCAUGACUGCGAAGGAGGUCCGCGUUCAAUUUGACAAGACAUACAUGGGCUGGACGCACGAGGAUAUUCUCGAGGAUGUGAUGAAGAGCUGGGGCACUGAGAAGCCUGGCACAGUCUACGCUCACUUCAAGCUGCCCCCCGAGAUCGUCGACGAUAAGCGGAACCCUGGACGCAAGACGUAUCGCUUCAAGUGCAAACUUCCAACGCACGGUUGUAUGGUCACGCGCGAUCGUGCGCGAUCGGGCGUGAUCACUGGGCGCGAUCUGGGUGAGAGCAAUUUGGCUGCGCUCAAGCCUUUCAUGAAGUGUCGUCUUCCCAAGGACACAAAAGACGCUCUCAAGGAGAAAAGCGCAAAGAAGUCCCGCCAACAUGUGCGCGUCCUCGAGGAGGAUGAUCUGGAGGAUGAGCCGUAUGACGCGGAGGCAGAGGCAGGGAGUGACGACGAGUUGUCAGACAUCUCCGUCAACUCUGACUCUGAGGAAGACGACGAAGAGCCUGACACCGCACGUGAGGAGGCUGACGCGGAUGAGCUUGAAGAGCUCUUCGCCCGCAUUCUGGACGAUGAGACUGCCGCUAUUCUUGGCGAGCUGUACACCCUCCUCGCGGCAGGCUGGAUCGAUUCGUGGAUCGUCGAGGCUCGACGUCUCGUUAUGCACGCCUGGACGACUUACUACAAGCCUACUGAAGCCCCUGCGGUAGCCGUGCCAUCGCGUGAUGAGUCUCCGGAGCCUGGCGCUCUCAGCCUUACUGCCCAGACCGACGCGCUCAUUGAUCAGGUACGCAUUGUCCUCACAGUCCACUUCUGCCUCCUAUGUGCUAUCUGA